Rattus norvegicus (Norway rat) is the source of this 9263-nucleotide messenger RNA. The record is from RefSeq and is a predicted model, not a curated record. Lineage: Eukaryota; Metazoa; Chordata; Mammalia; Rodentia; Muridae.
AGGGAGCACACAGCACACUCCUUCUCCUCCUCCUGCUCCCGGCUCUCCUCCUCCUCCUCCUGCUCUCGCCGCCGCUGCCGCCGCUGCUGCCGCCGCUGCUGCCGCCGCCGCUGCCGAGGCAGCCCUAGACUGUAGAGCCCGGUGCAGCCCCGCCGCCGGCGCCGCGCCCCCGCCCCGAGAGGGGCGCCCGGAGCGCGGCCGGCGCCCCCCGCACACCCCAGCCCCGCACACCACCUGAGGGCCACCGGCGCGGCUGCCUUCGCCUUUUCUAUUUUUGCGGUUUUGGAUUUUUUUUUUUUUGAGAAUUACUUUAGUGUGGGCCCCCCCCCCAAAAAAAGGAGGGGGAAGGGAGGAAAAAGUAUAUAUAUUUUUACCCCCCCUUCCUUAUUUUCGUUGUCCAUUCGCAUCUGCUUUUGGAUGGUGGGAGAUUUUUCUUUCGGAGAUCUUUUCGAUUGCCGGGCAGGAUUGAUUUUCACCCCUGGUGUCCCCCAAACUACAAAAGAGAAAGAUUCGCUUUGUAAACAAAUCAGUGUUGUUGGAGGUGGUUUUUUGGGGGGGUAUUCUUGUUGAUAAGAAAAAGUGCUUAAAACAGAACACCCCGAUGCUUUUCUUUUUAUUAGUUUUCUUCCCUAUUUGUAUUAACUAUGUGAAUUUUUGCUGAGGUGGAAAUACUAACGGAUUUUUGCUUUUCGGUGUAUCUGACGCUUCUUCAAACAUUGUCUUGUAAUUUUUUUUAAAAAAAAGCUUCCCCGCUUCUCCCCCUCCCCUUUUUUUCUUUUUUCUUUUUCUUUCCCUCUCUCGCUUUUUUUUUCUUUUGGAGGUUGGGGGUGGGGGGCGAAGGCUGGGAAAGUUUGGUGCAAGCCACCGUUCGGAGCGGGGAGCCCCCGGUAGCCGCGAGCCCCGCGCGCGAGCGCGAGCAGGAGCCGGAGCGAGGAGCGGAGCGCGGAGCGAGGGCGCGAGGGAGGCCGAGCGGAGGGCGCGAGGCGCCGCGGCGCGAGGGGCGCGCGGCCACGAGGAAGUGUAGUUUCUUACAGGGCUGAAUUGAAACAACUUCAGCUGUUUGCUUUUAGGAUGUCUCGCCGCAAGCAAGCGAAACCGAGAUCCCUCAAAGACCCCAACUGUAAACUUGAAGACAAGAUUGAAGAUGGGGAGGCAGUAGACUGCAAGAAGAGGCCAGACGACGGGGAGGAGUUGGAGGAGGAUGCUGUGCACAGCUGUGACAGCUGCCUCCAGGUGUUCGAGUCACUGAGCGAUAUCACAGAGCACAAGAUCCAUCAGUGCCAGCUGACAGAUGGAGUUGAUGUUGAGGACGACCCCACCUGCUCUUGGCCAGCUUCCUCACCUUCCAGUAAGGACCAGACUUCCCCUAGCCAUGGUGAAGGCUGUGAUUUCGGAGAGGAAGAAGGUGGCCCUGGACUGCCUUACCCGUGCCAGUUCUGUGACAAGUCCUUUAGCCGCCUCAGCUACCUAAAGCACCAUGAGCAGAGCCACAGUGACAAGCUGCCCUUCAAGUGUACCUACUGCAGCCGGCUGUUCAAACACAAGCGGAGCCGUGACAGGCACAUCAAGCUCCACACGGGGGACAAGAAGUACCACUGUAGCGAGUGCGACGCAGCGUUCUCCCGGAGCGACCACCUCAAGAUCCACUUAAAGACUCAUACCUCCAACAAGCCAUACAAAUGCGCCGUCUGCCGCAGAGGCUUCCUGUCUUCUAGCUCCUUGCACGGACAUAUGCAGGUUCAUGAGCGGAGCAAGGACGGCUCCCAGUCUGGCUCCAGGAUGGAGGACUGGAAGAUGAAGGACACUCAGAAGUGCAGCCAGUGUGAGGAAGGCUUUGACUUCCCAGAAGACCUCCAGAAGCACAUCGCAGAGUGCCACCCCGAGUGCUCCCCAAAUGAGGACAGGGCAGCCCUCCAGUGUGUGUACUGCCACGAGCUGUUUGUGGAGGAGACCUCCCUCAUGAACCACAUAGAGCAGGUGCACGGGGGUGAGAAAAAGAACUCAUGUAGCAUAUGCUCAGAGAGCUUCCUCACUGUCGAGGAGCUGUAUAGCCACAUGGACAGCCACCAGCAACCAGAGUCCUGCAAUCACAGCAACAGCCCUUCCCUGGUCACCGUGGGAUACACCUCUGUGUCCAGCACCACUCCAGAUUCCAACCUCUCAGUGGACAGCUCAACCAUGGUGGAGGCCGCACCACCAAUUCCAAAGAGCCGCGGGAGGAAGCGAGCUGCCCAGCAGACCUCCGAUAUGACUGGCCCCUCCAGUAAACAGGCAAAAGUCACCUACAGCUGCAUUUACUGCAACAAGCAGUUAUUCUCGAGUCUCGCGGUCCUGCAGAUUCACUUGAAAACUAUGCAUUUAGAUAAGCCGGAGCAGGCUCAUAUCUGUCAGUAUUGCUUGGAGGUCUUGCCCUCACUCUAUAACCUAAAUGAACAUCUUAAACAAGUGCACGAAGCUCAGGACCCGGGCCUGAUUGUUUCGGCCAUGCCUGCCAUCAUUUACCAGUGCAACUUCUGUUCCGAAGUUGUCAAUGACCUCAACACCCUUCAGGAGCACAUCCGAUGUUCUCACGGGUUUGCCAAUCCCGCAGCCAAGGACAGCAAUGCUUUCUUUUGUCCCCAUUGUUACAUGGGGUUUCUCACAGACUCUUCCCUUGAAGAGCAUAUAAGGCAGGUCCACUGUGACCUCAGCGGCUCCCGGUUUGGGUCUCCUGUGCUUGGGACUCCGAAAGAACCGGUAGUUGAAGUCUACUCCUGUUCCUAUUGUACAAACUCGCCAAUAUUCAACAGUGUUCUUAAACUGAAUAAGCAUAUUAAAGAGAAUCAUAAAAACAUUCCCUUGGCCCUGAAUUAUAUUCACAAUGGGAAGAAAUCCCGGGCCCUGAGCCCCUUGUCUCCUGUGGCUAUAGAACAGACAUCGCUUAAGAUGAUGCAGACAGUGGGAGGUGGCCCUGCCCGUGCUGCUGGAGAAUAUAUCUGUAACCAGUGUGGUGCUAAGUACACGUCCCUAGACAGCUUUCAGACUCACCUCAAAACCCAUCUGGACACCGUGCUGCCGAAACUGACCUGCCCUCAGUGUAACAAAGAGUUCCCCAAUCAGGAGUCCCUGCUGAAGCACGUGACCAUCCACUUCAUGAUCACCUCAACCUACUACAUCUGCGAGAGCUGCGACAAGCAGUUCACCUCCGUGGACGACCUCCAGAAGCACCUGCUGGACAUGCACACCUUCGUGUUCUUCCGCUGCACGCUGUGCCAGGAGGUGUUCGACUCGAAGGUGUCCAUCCAGCUGCACCUGGCCGUGAAGCACAGUAACGAGAAGAAAGUGUACCGCUGCACGUCCUGCAACUGGGACUUCCGCAACGAGACCGACCUGCAGCUGCACGUGAAGCACAACCACCUGGAGAACCAGGGCAAGGUGCACAAGUGCAUCUUCUGUGGCGAGUCUUUCGGCACCGAGGUGGAGCUGCAGUGCCACAUCACCACGCACAGCAAGAAGUACAACUGCAGGUUCUGCAGCAAGGCCUUCCACGCAGUCCUCCUGCUGGAGAAGCACCUGCGGGAGAAGCACUGCGUGUUUGAAACCAAGACCCCCAACUGCGGCACCAACGGAGCCUCGGAGCAGGUGCAGAAGGAGGAGGCCGAGCUGCAGACCUUGCUCACCAACAGCCAGGAGUCCCAUAACAGCCACGACGGGAGCGAGGAGGACGUGGACAGCUCCGAACCCAUGUAUGGCUGCGACAUCUGCGGGGCGGCCUACACCAUGGAGACUCUGCUGCAGAACCACCAGCUCCGGGAUCACAACAUCCGACCGGGAGAGAGUGCCAUCGUGAAGAAGAAGGCGGAGCUCAUUAAAGGGAAUUACAAGUGCAACGUGUGCUCGAGAACCUUCUUCUCUGAGAACGGGCUCCGUGAGCACAUGCAGACUCACUUAGGCCCUGUCAAACACUACAUGUGCCCCAUCUGUGGAGAGCGCUUCCCUUCCCUUUUGACUCUGACCGAACACAAAGUCACGCACAGCAAGAGCUUGGAUACUGGAAACUGUCGCAUUUGCAAGAUGCCCCUGCAGAGCGAAGAGGAGUUCUUAGAGCAUUGUCAGAUGCACCCUGACCUGAGGAAUUCCCUCACCGGGUUUCGCUGCGUGGUGUGCAUGCAGACUGUGACCUCCACCUUGGAACUCAAAAUCCACGGGACCUUCCACAUGCAGAAGACGGGGAACGGGUCCUCCGUGCAGACCACCGGGCGUGGCCAGCACGUUCAGAAACUGUAUAAGUGCGCAUCUUGCCUCAAAGAGUUCCGUUCCAAGCAAGAUCUGGUGAAACUUGAUAUCAACGGCCUGCCAUAUGGUCUCUGUGCCGGCUGUGUGAAUCUCAGUAAGAGCAGUAGCCCGGGCCUCGGUCUCCCUCCUGUUGCGAGCAGACCAGGCUUGGGCCAGAAUGAGAGUCUGAGCGCCAUGGAAGGAAAAGGCAAGGCAGGGGGUCUGAAGACGACUCGCUGUUCAAGCUGCAAUGUCAAGUUUGAGUCUGAAAGCGAACUGCAGAACCACAUCCAGACGGUGCACCGGGAGCUCGUGCCAGACGCCAACAGCACACAGUUGAAAACGCCCCAAGUGUCACCCAUGCCCAGAAUCAGUCCCUCCCAGUCAGAUGAGAAGAAGACCUACCAGUGUAUCAAGUGUCAGAUGGUUUUCUACAACGAGUGGGACAUCCAGGUUCAUGUGGCAAAUCACAUGAUUGAUGAAGGGCUGAACCAUGAAUGCAAACUCUGCAGCCAGACCUUUGACUCCCCUGCCAAACUUCAGUGUCACCUGAUAGAGCACAGCUUCGAAGGGAUGGGAGGCACCUUCAAGUGCCCCGUCUGUUUCACAGUGUUUGUCCAAGCUAACAAGUUGCAGCAGCACAUAUUCUCCGCCCAUGGACAAGAAGACAAAAUCUAUGACUGCACACAAUGCCCUCAGAAGUUUUUCUUCCAAACAGAGCUACAGGAGCACUUUAAUCAGGAGCCACUGCAGGCUGAGGGUGAGUAUGCACAUUGCCCCUGAGAACUGCCAAUUCUUCACUUCAUCUGGUAACUGCAGACGCUGCAAUCCGGACCACGCCAUCUACACUGGGGACUGUGAGUGUUCAGAUGUAUCAUAACUCAGGUAAGCUCUCCACAACUAAUGCUCUCAUAGUGAGACUAGCUGCAGGGUACAACCAAUGGAAGUCAAGGUCCCUUACCUCAUCCUGCCCCCGACUACCACUGACUCUCUGCUGUCCUUGCCUGAAUCAGCAAAAAGAAUAGAAUUCCCUCCCACAGAAGGGCAAACUUCAUUUUCCGAGAGCCACAUUCCACAUCCUGUCACAUCCUGUCACAUCCUGUCAGAGGUGGGAGCCUUCCAGCUUCUUUAAGCCAUGGGGAGACAGCUCACUUGGUAAGGCACUUGCCUUGCAAAUGCAUGACUCGAAUUUGAUCCUCAGAACUGAAGUAAAGAACUCACAUGUGGUGGCACACACUUGCAAUCCUAAAGCUACGGAAGUGGAAACAAGAAAUCCUACAGAUCUCCGGCCAGUUAACCUCGCCCAAUCAGUGAGUUCAAGGCCAGGGAGAGAGUCUUUUCCAAAAAAAAAGCAAGGAGGAUGGCACCUGAGGAGCCCAAGAAUGACUCUGGGAUUCCAUACACAUGUACAUAGGUGUGUAUGCGCACACAUGCACAUAUGCACUUAUAUGUACACAUGCACAUAUGCAUGUAUAUGCCCACAUGCACAAAUAGAAAAUAAAUACCAUGGCUACUUUAAUUAACUUAAAUGGAGUUCUAAAAUUUAGUUCCUUCCCCUCAGUACCCCUCCCACUUUUAUCCCUUAGGUAUAGAAAAGGUCCCUUCAUCUGGCUCACUCUUUCUCUGUCUCAGUAUCUUUUUCUUAUCCUCAGCUUUCACUAUGUAUUUAUGUCUUUCAGUAUAUGCAUAUUGCACACACACACACACACACACACACACACACACAUAUUUCUAGUAUAUAUUUUCAUCCUCCCAGGGCUUUUUUUUUUUUUUUUUUUUGCUUGAUUUUCUUCUAAAUUUCUCAGUUUGCGGUCUGCUUCUAUAUCCUCCCCUUCCUGGCUGCUGCCUCUCCUUUUACUGAGAAUGUGUUUUCCAAGGUCACCUGCGAUGGCCUCAGCCACCGGUCAGUCUUGGUCAUCUUGCUUAUUACUCCUUCUUCUGCCCUAAUCCUCCUGCCCAGCUCUGCGUUCUCGCUUGAAAAUACUCUUAUACUGAGUCAUUCACAUACAUUAACUCCACUUUCUGGUUUCUCACCUUCCCCCAUUCCACCCUAUAUAUGGCUAUCAUGUUAAUCUGCAUAAAACACGUUUUAUACCAGUUUCUCGUUCGGGAAGUACUUAAGGCUCCCGAGGUAAUAAUGAGCAAGGAAGAUCAAACUGAAGACUUUCUCUCCUACUUAGCAGUCACGUAUACCAAAUUCCUUCUCUUUCUGACGUGACUUCUCCCACCUUCAGUUUGAGGGAUAGGUAAACUUACAAGAUACUGCAGCAUUGUUUCUAGCAUUUUAUCAGGGCUAGAAAUACAUGAAGCGUAGUAAAUGUAGCUUAGUAAAGAUGUAUUUACUCCAGACUCUCUUUGGGCCAGUUCUAGAAAUUUUUUUACAUCAAACUUUUUACCCUUCCCAUUCCUCUGUGUCUCUAUUUCUAAUCUUUCGAAAAUACACACUCCUUAACAGAUUGUCUGCCCUGAGAACCUUAAAUAAUAAUUUUAUCCACCACAAGAAGUUUAAUAUUUCUUUGACUUUCUGGAGGAAUAGCCUAAUUGUUGAUUUAGUUACUUCUCUGUCAGUGUGAUAAAACAUCAUGGCCAAGGUGACUUUCAGAAGGGAGCGUCCAUUCUCCCUUACAGCUCCAGAAGGAAAGUCCACAACAGUGAGGAGGAUGUGGCCAAAGGCAACCAGACCAGGAAGCAGAGAGCGCAUCUCCAACCACAAGCCGAAAGCAGAUAGAACAAGUGGGAGUGAGGCUUUGCUGUGUGCUCUCCAAGCCCACCCUUCAGCGAUAUCCUCCCUCCAACAAGUCUGUACCCCUUUAAUUCCCCAAACAGGAACACCAGCUGGGAAACAAGUGUCCAGGUGCCUCGACUAUGAGGAAAAUUUCUCUUCCAAACAACCAUGUUUGUCCUGUUCAACGUUCCCAGCCUGGUGGUUCACCCAGACUCAACCUGCUUCAAGUCUUUGCAGAUUUGGGUACCCGAGUCAAACAUGUAACCACAAGAAGCCCCAGAUGAACAUCAAGAGGUGGUCAGAAUCGCCCAAGAGGAUCUGCUUUCCUUCCAUGAGCAAUGAGUUUCUUAGUGCUGGAUAAGAUGUUUAACUAAAUUACAGAAGGCAUUCCAGUCUCCCAGAGGGAACUGGAAGGAUUCCGCUGAGAAUCAUCAUGCCAGUUAGCUUAAGAAAGAAGAGGUGGGUGUCACUUUAAGAUAAGACGCACCCAGAGCUUUCGGUAUACAUCAGUCUCAGCUCAGGGAUCAUUCUCUGACCUCGGGCCUUCCGAUUGCCUAGCCUAGUUGAUUUCUUUCUUCUAAUUAGUGUAGUGGGGAGUGAAGGUUGGGUUCCUCGUGACAGGGCUAGGGAAUGGAAGUGAUGGAGUUUGAGCAUCUUCUGCAGAUCAGAUUGUGAUUCGCUAUCAUCCAAGGAGAAACUUCUUGAUGCUGCACCAUUGUGGUGACUAUCUAUGUCCAGUGUGAGUUCAGAUAUGACCUUUCCCCCCAUCUUCUGCAGCCAGGGAAUACGUGAGUGGGUAAAAGAUGAUGGUGGGCUCCUCUGUCCCUAGGUUCCUCACCUCUCUCAAUGGUCUACACCCAUCCUCUACACACUUUACCACACUCAGCUCUGACAACUCUCCACUGCUGUAGGAUUUUCCUCAGGAAACCCUGGAGGGCACUGCUUUUUGGAAAUAGCUUUAACAACUACAUGGGUAAUGAAGGGGACCUGCGUUGCUUUUGGCGAGGCAUCAAAGGAGACUCGGCCCAACACUGGCCCGACCAGAGUAGGUAGUAACCCCAGUUGGGCAGCGAGCAAGUGAGACUAGCAAAUAUUUAUUUAUUCCAUUUGUCACUUUCUUUGUUUUUUUUUCUCCUCCUCCUCCUUCUACAGAUAAUGUGGCACUCCUUAGUAUGGAGCCCAGUCUGACUCCAACUCACUAAGUAGUUCAUCCUAGCUGUGCUCACUUCAUGAUGAUCAUCUUGGCUCAGCCCCCAGAGUGCAGAGAUUAUCCCUAGAUAAAGAGAGAAGAUUCGAUGUGAUGUUUUGGUUUGGUUUAGUAGGGUGGGGAAGGGUGUGCUUGUCACUGAGAGUUGAGAAAACUAAAUUUCUUUACCCUUUACAAAAUUUCAAGUCAAGGUGUAUUACUCACUACUGAUCGUACAGGAGGUUCUCAAUUUCUUAAUUGUACCAAAAAAAUCUUAAUUAAACUGUUUUAAUUGAAUUCCUAAUAAAAAUGAAAUGUAAAUUCUUAAUUGUGCAGGAAGAGGUCUUAAAUUCUUCAUGAAGAGUUUAACCUGGGUAUUUCUGGUCGUAGGGAUGAAGAAAACAGAAAUCUGGAACCCGGAGAGUACGGGAUUGGAUGGCAGCUCACCUCACAGCCAUAGACACUCCGGGAGCACAGUACUAAGAAGGGGGUGGCUGGAGCAAGAGUCUGCAGACAGAAGGAGCUCACUCCCCUGCAGGGGACUGCAGAGCUGGCUGCCUGGGUGUCACGAUGGCUGCCCACCUCACCUGUCCUGCACCCUAUCUAUCUACACUUGACUUCAGUCCAGCAAAAUCAAGUUGUGCCAAUGCCGAUGCUGUGUGGCUGGAAUAACAGUGUGAGUUUCUCUGGCUUCGCUGUUUAUCCCCAGAGGCUUUAUCCCAAGAGGCCUCAUAGAGUAACUUUUGUAUAGUGAUUUCUCUUGGAACUUUGAGGCAUUCUGGUGUUAAGUGUAAAAGCAAUAAACAUUGUGUACAAACUACGUAUGUGUCUCCCUAAAUCCAUAGGACUCUCACCUGAUAUCGGAAUGGUAAGGCAACUUUGCCAGGGUCUUGAAGGGAAGCGAAAGUAUAAAUCAAAGUCAAUGAUUAUAUGAUGAAAAAAAAUCAGAACAAUUUGUUUUCAUGGGCCAUGUAUUUUAUUUAUCACUUAAAAUUUAGUGAGAUGACUCUGUAGACAAAGGGGCUUGCUGCUGAGUCUGAGGACCCGAGUUCAAUCCCUAGGUCCCACAUGGUAGAUGGGAGAACAGACUGGUGUAAA